AUGAUACUUAUUGGAGUAUUCAAUGUUUCUCAAAGUGAAGAAAAUAAAAACAAAGAAGAGAAAGAAGAAAUUAAACCAGUCAGUCCAAUCCACAUGUUUCGAUUUGCGGAUAGGGUAGAUGUUUUCUUUAUGAUAAUUGGAUUCCUUGGAGCCCUUGGAAAUGGCAUCUGUGUUCCAGUGAUGUACAUCAUAUUUGGUGAAAUGACAGACACAUUUUUGUGCCAUAAUACGUCACUCCAAAACUCAAGUACAUGCGCACAGUUCAGGCCAUUACCGGAACAGAUGACACUGUUUGCAGUAUACUAUAGUGCUGUCGGAGUAGGUGUUAUGGUUUGUGGAUAUGUACAGGUUUCAUUCUGGGUUCUGGCCGCAGCAAGGCAAACUCGUAAAAUGAGGGAAAAGUUCUUUCACUCGGUUUUAUCUCAAGAAAUAAGCUGGUUUGACGUCACCAAAUCUGCAGAACUCAACACACGUCUUACUGAAGACAUCAAUAAAAUCAAUGAUGGAAUAGGAGAUAAAGUGGGCCAUCUUUUCCAAAAUUUGUCAACUUUUGCAGCUGGGCUAAUAGUUGGCUUCGCCAAAGGAUGGCAACUUGCAUUGGUCAUCAUGGCUACAAGUCCACUUGUAGCCAUAUCGACAGCAAUAUGUUGUAAGAUGGUAGUCUCCCUUACCAGCAAGGAGCUCUCGGCUUACGCUAGAGCUGGAGCAGUGGCUGAAGAGGUUCUAUCAUCAAUAAGGACUGUUGUGGCAUUUGGUGGCCAAGAAAAAGAGAUAACCAGAUAUGCAAACAAUUUGGAAGAGGCCAAAAAAUAUGGAAUAAAAAAAUCUAUUGCUUCUCAUUUCUCCCUUGGCGUUAUGUACUUCAUUAUUUAUGCAACAUAUGGCCUUGGAUUUUGGUAUGGCACCAAGCUGAUAUUGGGAGACAAAGGGUACACCAUUGGAGAUGUUUUUGUGGUAUUCUUCUGUGUUGUAUUGAGCAGCUAUUGCAUUGGACAGGCAGCUUCUCACCUUGAGGCAUUUUCUGUUGCAAGAGGCGCUGCCUGUAACAUCUUUAAAGUGAUUGAUCAGGUGUCAGCAAUUGACUGCUUUUCAAAGGAAGGCUAUAAACCAGACACCAUAAAAGGAAAUGUGGAAUUUAAGAAUGUUCAUUUUUCUUAUCCUUCAAGACCUGAUGUUCAGGUUCUAAAAGGCCUUAAUCUUAAGGUUAAAUCUGGACAGACUGUGGCGUUGGUAGGACAAAGUGGAUGUGGAAAAAGCACAACAAUGUUGCUUCUGCAGAGACUGUAUGAUCCACUAGAGGGCAGGAUUCUUGUUGAUGGUCAUGAUAUCCGAUCCCUGAAUGUAAGACAUUACCGAGAAUUCAUUGGAGUGGUCAGCCAAGAACCUGUAUUGUUUGGAACUACAAUUAAAAACAACAUAAAAUAUGGAAGAGAAAAUGUGACUGAUGAAGAAAUUGAAAAGGCUGCUAAAGAAGCCAAUGCAUAUGAUUUUAUUAUUGAACUUCCAGAUAAAUUUGAAACUCUCGUUGGGGAAAGAGGAGCUCAGCUAAGUGGAGGCCAGAAACAAAGGAUAGCAAUUGCUAGAGCUUUGGUGAGGAAUCCCAAAAUUCUACUACUGGAUGAAGCCACUUCUGCUUUGGACAGUGGAAGCGAAUCUCUUGUACAAGCUGCUUUAGAUAAGGCCCGCGAAGGCCGUACUACCAUUGUCAUUGCCCAUCGUCUCAGUACAAUUUGGACAGCAGAUGUCAUCGUUGUGAUAGAGAAUGGAGCUGUAGCUGAACAAGGAACUCAUUCAGAAUUAAUAGAGAAGAAAGAAAUGUAUUAUUCACUUGCAACAGCACAGACCAUACAAGUAGCAGAUAAUUGCACUAAUGAAUCGUCACAAAUAGAAAAGGCUGAACUGCCCAGAAUGCCAUCUCCAGUCAUAUGUUUAAAUUCCAAGACAUCUUUGGAAUAUGGACCAUUAGAGCACAUGAAGGAAGAAGAGAGAACAGGUGAAAAAGAAGAGAAAUAUCCUCCAAAUGUUUCCUUUUUCAAACUCUUGAAACUAAACAAGUCUGAGUGGCCAUACAUUCUUGUUGGAAGUCUCGCAGCUGUAUUAAAUGGCAGUGCUCACCCUAUAUUUAGCAUACUGUUUGCCAAAUCGUUAGCUAUUUUUGGCCUUAAUGAUCCAGACAGAAUCAGAAGUCAAAUAGAUAUUUACAGUCUCAUCAUAGUUUUCGUUGGUGUAUUGUCUUUUUUUUCCUUUUUUGCACAGGGUUUCAUGUUCGGGAGAUCAGGGGAAGUUCUAACAAUGAAAUUAAGGAAGAUGGCGUUUAAAUCAAUGUUGCAGCAGGACAUCUCGUGGUUUGAUCACAAAAAAAAUAGUACAGGAGCUCUAACUACAAGACUCGCAACUGAUGCAGCGCAAAUCCAAACAGCAACAGGAUCCAGACUUGGUUUAAUAGCAGAAAGUGUUUCCACAAUAGGACUGUCGAUUAUAAUCUCUUUUGCUUUUGGCUGGGAAAUGACAUUGUUGAUUCUGCUUCUGUGUCCUAUUCUCAUUUUCACUGGAUUGUUGGAGACAAAGGCCCUAGUUGGCUUUGCUAAUCGUGAUAAAAAAGAGCUUCAGUAUGCUGGAAAGAUUGCAACAGAAGCUGUGGAUAGUAUUAAAACGGUCGUAUCCUUAACUUGUGAAGAAACAUUUGAAAACAUGUACAGUGAAUGCUUACAGAAACCGUACAGAAAUUCACAGCGUAAAGCCCAAAUAUAUGGCAUUUGUUUUGCAUUUAGUCAAUCAUUCAUAAAUUUCACUUAUGCUAUAUGCUAUCGCUUUGGGGCCUACAUGAUUGAAAUUGAAAGGAUGACUCAAGAAGACGUAUUCCUUGUAUUUUCAACACUAGCCUAUGGAGCCGUUUCUGUUGGGCAGACUUUAUCUUUUGCUCCUGACUAUGCCAAGGCUAAAUCUGCAGCUUCCUAUCUCUUUGACUUGUUCGAAACAGAACCAGUUAUUGACAGUUUUAGUCACCAAGGACAGAAACCAGAUAAAUUCCAUGGACUUUUAGAAUUCCGUAAAGUUUCAUUCAACUAUCCAUCGCGUCCGGAUGUACGUGUCCUCAAAGACCAAUCUGUAAAAAUACAGAGCGGACAAACGGUGGCAUUUGUUGGUAGCAGUGGAUGUGGCAAAAGUACGUCUAUUCAGCUUCUACAAAGGUUCUAUGACCCACUAGAAGGAGAAGUGCUGUUUGAUAAUAUCGAUGCUAAAUGUUUGAAUGUGCAAUGGCUCCGUUCACAACUGGGAAUCGUGUCCCAAGAGCCAGUGCUGUUUAAUUGCAGCAUUGCCGAAAACAUUGCUUAUGGAGACAACACCCGCACUGUAUCAAUGGAAGAAAUACAGAGAGCGGCAAAAGCCGCCAAUAUCCAUUCCUUCAUAGAAGGACUCCCUGAGAAAUAUGACACAAUGGCUGGAGGAAAAGGAACGCAGCUCUCAGGAGGCCAGAAGCAAAGAAUAGCAAUAGCCAGAGCGCUUAUUCGUUCACCCAAAGUUCUACUUCUAGACGAAGCCACUUCUGCAUUGGACAAUGAAAGUGAAAAAAUUGUACAACAAGCCCUUGACCAAGCAAGAGAAGGAAGAACCUGUAUCAUGAUCGCACACAGGCUAUCGACUGUGCAGAAUGCAGAUACCAUUGUUGUGAUGAAGAAUGGGAAGAUAAUAGAAUACGGGAAUCAUCAGCAGCUAUUAGCGAAUCGUGGAGAAUAUUACUAUUUAGUAAAUGCACAAACAAUAACCUAA
Molecule: messenger RNA, 3771 nt
Organism: Pelobates fuscus (common spadefoot toad)
Lineage: Eukaryota; Metazoa; Chordata; Amphibia; Anura; Pelobatidae
Gene: ABCB5
Product: ATP binding cassette subfamily B member 5
Biological process (GO): transmembrane transport
Cellular component (GO): membrane
Molecular function (GO): ATP hydrolysis activity; ABC-type oligopeptide transporter activity; ATP binding
Source: RefSeq, a predicted model, not a curated record